AUGUGCUGUGAGGCUGGGGUGACGGACCAGUCAGCUCCAGCUGUGGGCUGGGGCCAGGGCAGCCCAGCUGGGACCGGUGAGGAGGUGCAGAGCCUGGAUAAGGCCCUGGGGCACUCUGGAGGCGUGCCCUUGGUUCUCGGGGGUGACCGGGGCGGCGGCAGCCCAAGGUUUCCCUGGGACGCGGUGAGGCUCCCCAAGCACGUCAUCCCGCUGAGUUACCACCUGCUUAUCCAUCCUAACCUCACCACCCUGACCUUCUCUGGGACCGCCACCAUAGAGGUCACGGUCACCCGGCAGACCAGCGCGGUGGUCCUGCACAGCAAGCGCCUGCACAUCACCAGGGCUGCCAUUGCGGCUGGGAGUGCCCGCUCGGCGCAGAAGGCGCGGGUGCUGGAGCGCCAGGCCUUCGAGCAGGUGGCACUCCUCGCCGCCGAGCCGCUGCAGGCCGGGCAGUACUACACUCUCAGCAUCCAGUACUUUGCAAAUCUCUCCGAGUCCUUCCAUGGCUUUUAUAAAAGCACCUACAGGACCCAGGAAGGAGAACUCAGGGUGCUUGCAGCAACACAGUUUGAGCCGACAGCCGCGCGAAUGGCCUUCCCAUGUUUUGACGAACCAGCCUUCAAAGCCAGGUUUUCCAUUAUGAUUAGGAGGGAACCAAAGCACCUUGCGCUGUCCAAUAUGCCAAUUGUGAAGUCUGUGACUAUAACUCCCUGGCUUGUUGAGGACCAUUUUGAUACCACUGUCAAGAUGAGUACAUACCUCGUGGCCUUUAUCGUUUCGGAUUUUAAAUCCAUCAGCAAAAUAACCGGUCAUGGAGUUAAGAUCUCUGUGUACACAGUGCCAGACAAGAUCAACCAAGCUCAUUAUGCGUUGGAUGCGGCAGUGAAACUUCUAGACUUCUACGAGGAUUACUUCAGCAUUCCAUAUCCUUUACCUAAACAAGAUUUGGCAGCUAUUCCUGAUUUUCAGUCUGGUGCUAUGGAAAACUGGGGACUGACCACAUACCGGGAAUCUGCAUUGUUGUAUGACCCUGAGAAGUCCUCAGCAUCUUCUAAACUUCGGGUUACUAUGACAAUAGCCCAUGAGCUGGCUCAUCAGUGGUUUGGCAACCUCGUUACCAUGGAGUGGUGGGAUGAUCUGUGGUUAAAUGAAGGGUUUGCAAUGUUUAUGGAGUUCGUGUCAGUCAGCGUUACCCAUCCAGAACUGAGAGUUGAAGACUAUUUCUUAAGGAGAUGUUUUGAUGCCAUUGAAGUGGAUUCAUUAAAUUCAUCACAUCCUAUAUGUACUGCUGUGGAAGAUCCAGCUCAAAUUUUAGAAAUGUUUGAUAAUGUUUCUUAUGAGAAGGGAUCUUGUAUAUUAAAUAUGCUGAGGGACUACCUGACUGCUGAUGUGUUGAAAGCUGGACUUGUGCAGUACCUGCAGAAAUACAGCUAUCAGAAUACAAAAAAUGAAGAUUUGUGGAACAUUAUGACAAAUAUUUGCCCUACAGUAGGUAGUGAUAAAAAUGAACUACAAGGUGAUGGUUUUUGCAGAAGCCAACAGUCAUCUUCAAAUGCACACUGGACUAAAGGAGAGACCCUUGAUGUAAGGGCAAUGAUGGACACUUGGACACUGCAAAAAGGUUUUCCCCUGGUAACUGUCACGGUGAGAGGGAAGAAUGUCCACCUGCAGCAGGAGCGCUACAUGAAGGGAGUAAAUUCUCCUUCAUCCACAGGGUACUUGUGGCACAUUCCACUAACCUACAUUACCAGUAAAUCUGACACUGUUCAGAGAUUUUUGAUGACAACUAAAGCAGAUGUCAUUAUUCUUCCGGAAGAGGUGGAGUGGGUUAAAUUCAAUGUGGAUAUGAAUGGGUAUUACAUUGUGCACUAUGAAGAUGACGGAUGGGAUCGUCUGAUUAACCUUUUGAAAGAGAACCAUACAGUGAUUAGCAGCAAUGACAGAGCAAGUCUCAUCAACAAUGUAUUCCAGCUUGUGAGCAUAAAAAAAUUGUCAAUUUCCAAAGCUUUUGAUUUAACUUUGUACCUGAAACAUGAAAGACAAACCAUGCCUGUACUCCAAGGUAUGAAUGAGCUGAUUCCUAUAUACAGGCUCAUGGAGAGGAGGGAUAUGGAUGGUACAGCAAAACAGUUACAGGAGUAUAUAAUCAAUCUAUUUAAAGACCUGAUUGACAAGCAGUCUUGGAGUGAUGAAGGCUCAGCGUCUGAGAGAUUGCUUAGGCACUCGCUCCUGCUGUUUGCGUGUGUGCACAGGUACCAGCCGUGCGUGGACAAAGCCAAAGGAUAUUUUACAGAAUGGCAAAAAUCCAAUGGAACCUUGAGCUUGCCAGCAGAUGUGAAGACAGCAGUGUAUGCUGUUGGAGCACAAACAUCCGAAGGCUGGGAUUUCCUCCUCAGUAAAUACAGACUGCACUUGUUCAAUGUAGAGAGAGAGAACAUUGAAUUAGCUCUCAGCCUCAGCAGAAGUAAGGACAAACUUCAGUGGUUAAUGGAUCAAGGUCUGCGUGGUGACAUCGUAAGAACUCAGGAUCUUCCACAUAUUAUUGCAUUUGUUGCCAAAACCCCAUCUGGCUGUCAUCUAGCUUGGACGUUUUUAAAAGAAAAUUGGGAGAAAGUUGUAGAAAAAUUUGAAGUCGGUUCGAAUUCUGUAGCAAACAUUGUCACUGGAGUGACAAGUCGGUACUCGACAAGGUCACAGCUUGCACAGGUGAAGGAAUUCUUCAGUUCUCUGGAGGAAAAAAGCGCACAGCUUCGCUGUGUCCAGCAAGCUAUUGAAACCAUUGAAGACAAUAUACAAUGGAUGGAUAGAAAUUUUGAGAAAGUCAAAACAUGGUUGCAAAACAACCAGCUGUAAAUUAAGGCACCUUGCUUGUAUUUGUCAGAAAUAACUGCAAAGCUGUGAAAAUUCAGGGCUGGAGGGACAGCUCAAUUGUAUAAAUUAGUUUCUUUGGAAGGAGCUGUAAGGCAGUCUAAUGCUGCUGCUCAGUAUUUUUCUCUCUCAUGGUUGUGGUUUGCUGGGAACAGAACUACACCAUCCAUUGAUCUCUCUCACCAGGUAACACUUUUAAGGGAAAAGGAACGUUGUACAGUGAACUAAGGCGUAGGGGAGGCUGACUGCUAGAAACCUGAAACACAUUGCUUCUGGAAACUCAGAAGGUACUGGGAGACAAACAACCAAGAGAAACUUUCCACCUGCAAAUGCUGACCCUUCCAGUACCGUUCCUAGGAAGGUACAACUGGCAGCUCUGUUUAACACUGAAGUGCACUGAAGCUCUGGAGCAAAGCCCUCUUUGCACGUCUUUAUCUGUAGGGUUUAUGUUUCCCAGAGAAUAAUUUUUACACCCCAAGUAUCAACCGUAAUUAAAAUUGCAUCUGUCAAAGUCAAUAUGGUAAGGACUAUCUAGGCAAGCUUUACUGUAGUCUCUCAGGGCUGGAGGUAGCCGCAGUGGUGCGGAUGCUGCGCAGGGGUGAGGCCGAGCCCCUGCUGCACUUCGGUCCCCUUGAUGCCACCCUCUCCCAGGAGUUCUGCCUGACUCGCUUUUGUUGCUGAUGUAAAGACUUUGCCUGCACUGGACAUAAUCUUGCGCUUUUAGGUAACAUUCAGAAAAUUAGUACAUACAUUUUGUGUGUGGGGAAAAAAAAAGAAAUCAGUGAAUUUUAGUUGCGAUGAUUAACCAUCAGUUUAUUUUAGCAGGAAUUUUUGCUUUUAAUUAUCCCUUUUUCACCUAAUUGAAAUGCAGCUGUUGUUGCAUGUAGUCACUGACAUUUAAAAGGACAGUCAGUUGUUCACAAUGGUCUUUAUAUCUUAUCUGUAGGGUAACAGUAAGAAUUGUAAGCUAAUUGCUCUAAGGAGAGAAAUUAUUAGUAUGUGCUCAGAAGGGACAAUUACUUAAGAAAGCUAAGUUGAAAUCUUGGAAGUGGGGUUGGUUGUUUUUUUGGUGGAGGGUUUGUUUUGUUUUUUACCAGGCAGUCAUGACUGGCUGCCUCUGUUUACCCACAGAAAACUUUUAUUUUGGUACUGAACUUUAAAAAAAAAAUAAAAAUAAAAAUUCCAUUUAAGCAUGUGGUAAUUAGUUGCACUUGAUUUCUUUGUUCUUACAACCAUGCCCUUGACAUGACUCCAUAGUGUUUAUUUCCUCUGCAGUUCAGACCUGUCUCAGUUUCCUCACCAAUAUGCUGGAGCGUCCAGAAACUGUGACAAAGACUUAGGGGAAAAACGCAUAAUCUGGAACUAAUCAUAAGCUUUUGACUGUGCCUUGCUUGCUCUUCUCUCAACUAGAAAUUAUACCUGCCCAAGAAGUUGAAACCUACUUCAUUAGAGUUGGGAAGGGCUGUUGAGUUGCUAUUGAGGGUGAAAAACUCUGUCACAAUGUUUUAGAAAAUACCGGUUCCUUUCGCUUGCUGUAUCCUUUUAUAUACAAGGCAUCUUGUACCUCUUAACUCAUUAAGGGAAGCAGGAAUUCUGAGUAGGCUGUGCAUCAUGUGUACAACAUUUUCUGGUAUUUCAGGUAUUGUUGCCUGUUGCUUGCUUUAAAACGUUUUCAGAGCUGAAAAGGCAAUUUAACAAAAAA
This is a messenger RNA of Aptenodytes forsteri (emperor penguin), 4570 nucleotides long. RefSeq names its product endoplasmic reticulum aminopeptidase 1. Gene Ontology annotation, biological process: proteolysis; peptide catabolic process. Gene Ontology annotation, molecular function: metalloaminopeptidase activity; peptide binding; zinc ion binding. Bases 1 to 2853 code for a protein of 950 amino acids. The record is from RefSeq and is a predicted model, not a curated record. The transcript has 19 exons. Gene Ontology annotation, cellular component: cytoplasm. Lineage: Eukaryota; Metazoa; Chordata; Aves; Sphenisciformes; Spheniscidae.